ACAGUCUAUAAUGAUCCGUGAUACGUAGAAGUUCGUAGGUGUUGAGUGUGGUUAAGAAAACGUUUGUUUUAUUUGUGUCAGUGAUAUAUAGUUAAUUUCUAUCGAGAAUUUUAUAAUUUUAAUGUGCAUUUAAAAGUCGUUGCUACAAAUAAAAUAAAAACAAAAUGGGUGGUGGAGAUUUGAAUUUGAAGAAAUCAUGGCAUCCAUCUACUAUGAAAAAUAUGGAAAAAGUAUGGAAAGCCGAACAAGAAAAAAAUCAAGAGAAAAAAAGAAUAGCAGAAUUAAAAAGAGAAAUAGCAAUGGAAAGAGACCGAGAAGACAUGACAAAAUAUGCUAUGGAACAAGGUGUUAUAGAAAAAAAAGAUGAUAAGAAAUUAGAUUGGAUGUACAAAGGACCAAAUGAAAUGGUAAAUAGAGAAGAAUAUUUACUUGGUCGUCCAAUCGACAAAUCUUUCGAACAAGUAGCACAAGCACAGAAAGAUGCAGAUUUAAAUCGUGCACCAAAAAAUCAUGUGGAAUAUGAAUGUAUUCCGCCUUCUUUACGUUUUUUUUCUGGAAAUGAGCAAGUUGAUUUAGCAAGGAAGAUGCAAGAAGAUCCAUUGUAUGCUAUAAAAAAGAAAGAAAUGGAAACAAGAAGUCAAUUGUUAAAAAAUCCAGUCAAACUAAAAAAAAUUAAAGAGUUGCUAGAGCAACAAACAAAGAAAAAGGAAACAAAGAAAAAAAGCAAAAAGAAAAAAUCAAUAAAUAGCACAGAUAAUAGCGAUGAUGAAACUGAAUUAGAUAAUUUAUUAGCUGCAAAAUAUAAACAAUUGAAAGAUAAGAUUAGCGAAAAACAUUUGAUGAAGUCUAUGAAAAAAAUUAAGCAUAAAAGAAGGAAAAAAUCUAAGAAAGUUAGUAGUAAUUCUGAGAGUGACAGUAAUAGUGAAAGUGAUAGCGAUAGUGAAAGCAAUAAUAGUGACAGUGAUAGUAGCAGUAACAAUAGUAGUACUAAUGAAUUAGUUAAACGCAAAAAAAGAAAACGAAGUCACAAAAAGAGAAGCAGUAGUAAUGAUAGUGGAACAAUGCAUAGGAAAAAGAACAAAAAGAAAGACAAUGAAAAAAAAGAAAAGCAUAAAAAGUCAAGUACACACAAAAGUGAUGAAGAAGAUAGCAAAAAAUUACUUAAUAGAAAUAGCAACACAUAUACAAAAUCGGAUAGAACAUCCAAAAAAGAAAGAGAAUAUCAGUAUAGGAGGAAUACAGUGCAUAGAGAAGACAAUAGUUAUAAAGAUAAUGAAAACAAUAAGAAGAGAUAUAAAGAAAGGCCUUCAAUAGAAAAAUAUUUUGAUGAUAGCCAUAAAAGAAAAUCACAUCACUCUUCUUUUAAUUUACCUCACAAAAAGAUUAAUGAAGAUAGGAGAACUGAACAGAAAUGGAUUCCAAAAAAGAAACUUACAGAAGAGGAAAAAGAAAAACGUAGACAGGAAAUGAUGGCAAAUGCAACAUGGCGAAAUAAAGAACGAGAACGAAAUAUAAAACAGUAUCAUGAAGAAGAAAAGAAAGAAUUAUCAAACGAAAAAAUAUAUAACAGAGAUUUUAUUAGGAAACAAUUAGUUGCUGCAGCCGAAGUGGGCACAGUUGCAUCAAGGAUUAAAUCUAAUAUAAACAAUAUACAACGUUCUUGUCGAGCAAUGGAUACAAAUUUUGCAAAGCGAUGAGUCAUUAGUUAAACACACUUGUACAGUUGAAAUAUGGGAGUUGAAGAAUGACACGGUAAAUUCUCAGAUCUUUUUUAUACAUUUUGUAUAGAAAAUAAGAUAUAUGCAAUGGAUUUUUACUAAGAUAACUAUACAUAAAUAAGAUUACACAAUCUCUUGUACCAUAUACAAAUAUAUAUACAUUUCUCGAUUCAAA
Vespula pensylvanica (western yellowjacket) is the source of this 1893-nucleotide messenger RNA. RefSeq names its product pre-mRNA-splicing factor CWC25 homolog. Gene Ontology annotation, cellular component: U2-type spliceosomal complex. Lineage: Eukaryota; Metazoa; Arthropoda; Insecta; Hymenoptera; Vespidae. The transcript has 6 exons. Gene Ontology annotation, biological process: mRNA splicing, via spliceosome. The record is from RefSeq and is a predicted model, not a curated record. The coding region runs from base 165 to 1697 and encodes 510 amino acids.